This is a messenger RNA of Candidula unifasciata, 372 nucleotides long. The record is from the annotation of a GenBank genome assembly. NCBI's taxonomy places the organism in Eukaryota, Metazoa, Mollusca, Gastropoda, Stylommatophora, Geomitridae.
AUGAAGGCACACUUCAUUGAGCGACGCGCUAGUGUCACCAUCAUCUUUAUAUGGGUGUUGUCCAUCAUCGUGGCGUCUCCUCUUAUAUACUACAGACGCUUCCAUGAGGAGCAUUGGCAAAACCUGGUAGAAAGUUGGUGUGAUGAUGAUUGGCCUGUUGACGUCUGGCAUGACCCGGUGACGGGUCAGGUAGUGUCCAGCACGCCAGCACGCAGGUUCUACUACCUGUUUGUGUGUGUGGCCCUGUUUUUUCUACCGUGCCUGGUCAUGUCUGUGGCCUACCUGGUGAUUAUAGUGACCCUCUGGUCAGCCCAGGUUCCGGGAGAGAGGAUCAGUAAGGAUAUCACAUCCCAGACGAAGAUCCGGAAAAAG